Molecule: messenger RNA, 3569 nt
Organism: Condylostylus longicornis
Lineage: Eukaryota; Metazoa; Arthropoda; Insecta; Diptera; Dolichopodidae
Gene: Mcm10
Product: protein MCM10 homolog
Exons: 2
Coding region: 160-2505 (781 amino acids)
Biological process (GO): DNA replication initiation; DNA replication
Cellular component (GO): replication fork protection complex; nucleus
Molecular function (GO): DNA replication origin binding; single-stranded DNA binding
Source: RefSeq, a predicted model, not a curated record
AAAGAAAAUAACUCUAGAAUUUGAGAGCUCAGAUAAAUUUAUAAAUAUUAAAUGUAAAAGUGAAAUGUACAGAUCUUAAAUUGAAAAACAAUAGUGAAGUUUCGUUAAUAAAUUGUGUUUCUAAAUUUAUAUAAAUAAUUUGCCAUAUAUUAAUGCAAAAUGACAGCAGAAAAGUCUGAAAGUAAGGAAAAUACAGUAGAAUCGAAGGAUGAUGAUUUGGAUGAAUUGGAUUUAGCAAUUGCUGAGUUAACUGGUAGUGAUAACAUUCAAAAACCACCACGUAUAGAAAACGAUGAAAGUUUUGCAAAAAUUUUUGGAGGUGAAGUUUUGCCUACGGAUAAAACUGAAGAAGAAAUCCCAAAUGCGGUUUCUGUUUUAGAAAGAGACUUUGAUUCUUCAGAUGAAGAAGGUGUCAAAAAUUUCUUGGAGCAAAAGUAUAAUCAAUAUGGAAGGGAAUUGAAUAAGAAACUAAAAAUAAAGAAGGCUGAGAAUAGGGAUGCGGAGAUAAGUCGAGAAGUGAAUAUACAUUUAAAUAAUUCAAACAAUUUAUUUCAUAAAAAUAAAAACCGAAUUAGUAAUGUGGUUCCUCCUAAAAAAGAUGCGACAAUAAUUCAAAAUGAACGAAGGGUACCAAUUACUGGCUCAUUUAAGCCACUGCAAAAUCAACCGGAGAAAACUCCCGUAUCACCUCAGCAAGGUUUGUCAAAAUGGUUAACAAAGGUGGAUAAUUCGGUAUAUAAAGAUCCAGUUUUUAACAUGCGGCUAGUUAAUCCAUUAGUUGCAAGUAAUAUACUAGUUGAUCGAAUGAAAGAUAAAACAGCAGUAUCAAUGGCAGGAUUAGAAUAUCAUAUUGAACAUGCUGAUUUAUCCCAGGAUUGGGUUAUUGCUGGUGCUAUAAUAAAUAAAAGUCCUGUAAAAGAAACUAAAAAGGGAGGAAGUUACAGUAUAUGGAGAAUUUCAGAUUUGAAAGGAGACAUUAAAAUUGUUUCCUUAUUCCUAUUCAACUCUGCAUAUUCGGGUUUGUGGAAAACUCCUGUCGGUAGUGUGAUUGCCAUUUUAAAUCCCCGUAAACUUGAUAAAAGAACUGACAGUAGUGAUGUUGCUGCUCUUUCAAUUGAUAAAGAAAAUCAAGUGAUGAUUUUAGGGAAAUCCAAAGAUUUUGGAAUUUGUAAGGCAAAAAAGAAAAAUGGUGAGAAUUGUUCGGCCGUUGUAAAUUUAAGUGAAUGUGACUAUUGCAUUUAUCACGUUAAACAGGAAUUUGGUAAAAUGUCGAAACGUUCCGAAUUACAGUCAUCUACUGCUGGACGUGGUCUUCAAGAAUUGCGGAAUAAGAUAUUAGGAAAAAAUGAGGUAUUUUAUGGUGGACAGUCAUUUGUGGCAGUACCAGCUAAGAAAAGUGCUAAAUUAAUAGCAAAAGACCAAAAGAGAAUGAUGACUUUAUCUGAAUAUUACCAUAAUCCAAAUUCUGCUAAUAUAAAUCAUACAGCCGGAGAUAAAAAGAAAGAUGUACCUUAUGCAUCAAGAUUUAAAAUUCAGUCGAAAAUAGCUGGACACGUUGAAGUUAACAUGAAACAGAGAAUUAAAGAUUUGGAGAGGCUUAAACUAUUGAAAGAAGAAGAUGAAAGACGCAUUCAAAUUUUAAAUUCUGGAGCAGAAUCAAUAUUGAAACAAAAAUCCAAAUCUCCACCAAAUCCUUCUGUAACUGUAAAUAAACCACAAUAUGCAAGUCAAUUAACAAAAUCUCUGAAUUCGCCACUAACUGUAUUAAAUAAGACACCAACUUUAAAAAAAGACAACUUUUCAUUAGAUAUAAAUUUUAAUUUACGUAAAGCAGAUGCAGCAAAAUUAAAGGCGAUACAAAUUUUAAAAAACAAACCAAUUGAAAAAUCUGAUCCAAAUUUUAUUAAAUAUCGUGGAACAGUUAAUGGAAAGAAAAGAGCAAUCGAUGAACUUCACGAACUUCAUAAUGAUCCUGAAUCAAAACGUAGAAAACUAGAGGAGGAAAUCAAAGCGAAGGAAGCUAAGACACGAAUUCAAAAAAUUAUAAUGGCUACUUCCUCUCAUGCAAAUUUAGUUAAUGUGAGAGAAUUAGAGGAACAAGAAAAAUAUUUUAAUAAAUUAGAAAAAAAAGAGCAAAUGGAAGAAAAAAUGUUAAAUACUUAUAAGAUUGCCUGCAAAGCUGUUAUUUGUUUAAAAUGCAAAUACACGGCAUUCUCAGCUAGUGAUCGAUGCAAAGAAGAACAUCAUCCUUUAAAAGUGGUUGACGCAGAAAAACGUUUCUUUGAGUGCCAGGAUUGUUCUAAUAGAACUGUUUCCGUUGAUAAAAUGCCAAAAGAAACUUGCAAAAAUUGUAAAAGCUCACGUUGGAAGAGAGCAGCAAUGAUAAAAGAAAGAAAAUUGUUACAACCAGGUGCAGAUUUGUCAAUAAGAGGAGAUGAGGAACAGUUUUUGGGUAGUUUAAACACAAAAGGUCACUUAAAUUUAUUAGUAGCGCCUGAAGAAUAGCUAAAAAGGAAGGUAAUCAAAAUAUUAAUAAUGUACUAUUAUGUGUUGUUUAAGUUUAAUGAAGACAUGAAAUUCUAUUAAUUAUUAUUAUUGUUUUACUGUUGAAAAUCUAUAGUUAUCUAAUUUAAAUAUGAUUUUUAUACUUAAAUUUAGACAAAAUUCAAUUAUUAAGAGCGUUGAAAAAUAAACCACGACAAAAUUUAAUUUGCAGCCUAAAUAUAGAUAUUAUGUAUUUUCAAGUACAGAUACAAGAACUAGUUUCAAAAUUUAAUCAAAAAUAUUAGUGAAUCGAUAGCAUGAUUUUUGGGUUAGGUAGUUUUCUUCUGCAAAACAUUUGUUUAAUUGUUAUUUUUUGACCGUAAAUAAAUAAAGAAAAAUUGCACUUUCUUUAGAUAUGGUACAAAUACAACAAUAAUAUCCUCAACCUUAGAGUUUGUCCAUUUUUCAAGUAUACUUACAUAUUUCAACAAAAGUAACAAAUGUGUAAUUUUUGUAAUUCUUUAACAAUAUUUAAUUAAGAAAUCCUAGCAUUAAAAAUGUAGUCAUUACCAUAAAUUUUAUUACAAAUUUGUUACAAACAUACAAAAUUGUGAAAUAAAUUUAGCAUGUAUUUGUAUGUGAAUAUGUACAAACAUGCCUAAAAUAUAUAAUGAGAAUAUUCAUUAAUGUAUACGAUGCCAGCAUGUGUAAAUUGUGAUUAUUAAAAAUUUAAUGAAAAGAAUUAAACUAAAGGAUUUAAGUUUUCUAUUCUGUUGCUAAUAUUUCUGUUUUCAAUUAUAAAAGAAGUCCUGAAGAAAGAAACUGAAGAAAAUAUUAAUUUAUAUAGUCACCACCAUUUGAAAAAUGAAAAAAUUCUUAACCCACUUAUUUUUAUGGCAAUAGUUUUUACGCCCUAACUCUUGACUUUAUAAGUGAAAUUCUUAGUGAAAUUAUAAACGUUUUUGUAUUUAAAACAACUAGAACUUAAGAAAUUCCAACAAUAUAAAAAGAAAACAAAAAAUAAAGAGGAAAAAAAUAAUUGUGCAUUUAUAUUUGUACAUUUUAUUAUUAAAGUAUAGAGAAAA